UAAAGGAGCAUCGCGCCCAAAUAAGGUUAAACCAUGAGCUGGGCGGUGGAGGAGUGGAAGGAUGGACUUCCGGGGAAAGCCCUGCAGAAGAUCCAGGAGAUGGAAGUCCAGCUGGAUAAAAUGAAGAAGGAGAAGACACAAAAGCAGUUUCAGCUGGACUCCUUAGAAGCUGCAAUCCAAAAACAAAAGCAAAAGGUGGACAGUGAACGUCCAGAGAGGUCUGCUUUGAAGAGAGAAAACCAGUCUUUAGUAGAGUCAUGCGACUCUCUAGAGAAAGCUCGGCAAAAGGUUGUACAUGAUCUUGGAGUCAAAGAACAGCAGGUGAGCUACCUGGAAGGUCAGCUUAACUCCUGCAGAAAAACCAUUGAACGACUCGAACAGGAGCUCAAGAAGCACAAAAAUGAACUGGAUCGUUCCCAGCCUGCUGGCUCUUCCUCACUGUCAUCAUCCUCCUGUGAGCUGCAGACCUACGCCACUCCACAGAAGAGUUUUCAGACACCAGCAUCGAUCCCAGCCUACAGACAGCAUGGUAUUAAAAUGUGUUUUUAUCUGCAGGGAGUCUGCAAUUCAUUCUGUUCUUAUUUUUUUUUAAAUGUUUAUUUAUAAGAUUUUAAGUU
This is a messenger RNA of Oreochromis aureus, 617 nucleotides long. Its product is annotated as centromere protein F-like. The record is from RefSeq and is a predicted model, not a curated record. NCBI's taxonomy places the organism in Eukaryota, Metazoa, Chordata, Actinopteri, Cichliformes, Cichlidae. The transcript is spliced from 5 exons. Gene Ontology annotation, biological process: regulation of G2/M transition of mitotic cell cycle; metaphase chromosome alignment; mitotic cell cycle. Gene Ontology annotation, molecular function: microtubule binding; dynein complex binding. Gene Ontology annotation, cellular component: spindle pole; nucleus; chromosome, centromeric region. Bases 34 to 606 code for a protein of 190 amino acids.